This is a messenger RNA of Closterium sp. Naga37s-1, 1698 nucleotides long. NCBI's taxonomy places the organism in Eukaryota, Viridiplantae, Streptophyta, Zygnematophyceae, Desmidiales, Closteriaceae. The record is from the annotation of a GenBank genome assembly.
AUGGAAACCGCCACAGUCACCGCCACCGCCGCCACCGCCGUCACGAGCGCCGUUGCCAAUCCCCAUUGCGCGUCGCGGAGCGGAGCCGGUGCGUGCGCUGCGAGCGCGGAGCGGAGCCCGUCGGAGGGCCCCGCGCGAGAGGACUCCGGGAACUCGGAAGAGCCGGGGCGGGGAAACGAGGGCGGAGCAGGGGCAGGGGCGGUGGGGGCGGCAGCGGCCGCAGGAGAGGUAGCGGGAGUAGGAGGGGGAGGGGGAGAGGGAGCGGCAGCGGAAGCGGAAGCGGCGGAGAAUGAUCCGAUGCGUUCCUUCGCGCACGCGAGCCACUCGGGAGUGGCGUCUCCCCCGUUCGACCCGUCGGACCUGCACAUCUCGCCCACGCGCUUCCUCGGCGCCGGCACGUAUGGCGAGGCGCGCAUGGGGUCAUGGCACGGGCAGGCCGUGGCCGUGAAGAUCCUCAAGAACGCCGCUGACUCGCUCCUCUGCACCUUCUUCCUGCGCGAGGUGGCGUUGACGCGGCGCAUGCAUCACCCCAACAUAGUGCGCUUCCUGGGCGCCAAGACGGACGCCAUGCCCUUCAUGCUCGUCACUGAGAUGCUGCCCAUGGGCGAUCUGCAUGAUUACAUCCAGUCCAAGUCGCCUCUGGGCGCGCGCCAGGUCCUGCUCUUCGCCCUUGACAUUGCACGUGCAAUGGAGUAUCUGCACGGGCUGUCUCCGCCCAUCGUGCACCGAGACCUCAAACCACACAACCUACUGCUAGACAUCCGAGGGCAUUUGAAGCUCAUAGACUUUGGCCUCGCCACCACUCUCCCUCCUCCGUCCACACCCCCACUCCCACAUCCGCACCCACACACACACCGUUCCACCUCCCAGCAACAGCAGCAGCAACAUCAGCAGCAGCAACACUCCCUCCGGGUUGAAGACAGCACGGCUCGAAUACAAGGGGGGGCGGGAUGUGUGGCAGCAGCAGGGGGAGCAGCAGCGGGAGUGGGAGGGGGGUCGGUGUCACCAUGCUCGUCAGUGCCUCCCACGGUCAACUCCUCACUCUCCUCUGACUGCUCGGAUGCCUCUGCUGCUGCUGCUCCUAGCGACAAGCCCUUGGAGAGUCAAGCUGGCACUUACCGCUACAUGGCGCCAGAGGUGUUUCGCCACGAGCCCUACGGCACGCCCGUUGACGUCUUCUCCUUCGCCAUCCUGCUGCACGAGAUGUUUGAGGGAGGGCAGCAGAUGAAGCUGCUGACGCCACAGGAGGUGGCGAGGAAGUAUGCUCUCAACGUGCGCCCGGUCUUCAAAGCCCGCACAUACCCACCGCAUGUCAAGGACUUCAUAGCCACGUGCUGGGACCAGGAUCCAUUGCAGCGCCCACCCUUUUCCAAAAUCCGGCCCUUCCUGGAACUAACUUUGGAAGAUCUAGGCCCCUCGCCUCUCUCCUCCCUCCGCAAUGCCGCCGCGCACACCGCCUCACCUGCUCGUGAUUUCUCAGGGAACGGUGCUGGUGGUGGCGGCGGCGGUAGCAGUGGGUUUGGUGGCUGUGCAGGUGGGAAUGGUGGGGGGAGACAUAGCCAUUUGACUCGGGCUUUAAAUGCCAUGUGGGAUGCCGGAGCAAGUCCGGGGGGUACGAGUGGGUUGGGUGGGGUAAAGGAUGGAGCCCAGAGGGUGGGUGAUGGCAUGUGCAGGCAGGUGCCUUGUAAUGUCAUGUGA